Messenger RNA from Anopheles maculipalpis, 633 nucleotides. It is a transcript of the gene Ube2g1, whose product is annotated as ubiquitin-conjugating enzyme E2 G1. Gene Ontology annotation, biological process: protein polyubiquitination; proteasome-mediated ubiquitin-dependent protein catabolic process. Bases 67 to 570 code for a protein of 167 amino acids. The transcript is spliced from 3 exons. Gene Ontology annotation, molecular function: ubiquitin conjugating enzyme activity. Lineage: Eukaryota; Metazoa; Arthropoda; Insecta; Diptera; Culicidae. The record is from RefSeq and is a predicted model, not a curated record.
CCAACUGUGACUACUGCUACUGCUGGAGGCCGUGCAAUUCUUCAAUCCCGACAUCCCGGACAUCAAAUGUCAGAACCUCAGUCGUCCCUGCUGCUCAAGAAACAACUGGCCGAGCUGAGUAAAAAUCCUGUGGAAGGAUUUUCGGCCGGUUUGAUCGACGACAACGACAUCUUUCGAUGGGAAGUGCUAAUCAUUGGACCUCCGGAUACUCUAUACGAGGGCGGCUUCUUCAAGGCACAUCUACACUUCCCUAAGGAGUACCCGCUAAGACCGCCGCGCAUGAAAUUCGUCACAGAGAUCUGGCACCCGAACAUCGAUCGCAACGGGGACGUUUGCAUCAGCAUUCUGCACGAGCCGGGCGACGAUAAGUGGGGUUACGAGAAGGCGUCCGAACGCUGGCUACCGGUGCACACGGUCGAAACCAUUCUAAUAUCGGUCAUCUCCAUGCUGGCUGACCCGAACGACGAGUCGCCGGCGAACGUGGACGCGGCAAAGGAAUGGCGAGAGGCGUAUCCCGAAUUUAAGCGAAAGGUAGCUCGGUGUGUUCGAAAGAGUCAGGAAGAUUGUUAGUAGCAUUUAUAAUACUUUUUUUUUAAAUUGUCUUAUAUUUAUUAAUUAAUUAUUGUACGAUUA